AAAACUCGUUACUCGUAACUGUGUCCGUGUGGCAAGUCGACCAGAAACCAAGAGUAUUGGGCACGUUUUCCAUUAGUUUGAUUUGGAUUUGAUAGCCAAAAUUUACCUCACAAUUUUAAGAAGAAUGAAGUUAAUAACCCACAACAUGCUAACAAGUAAAGCCUUAAAGAAUGUAAAGGAAGGGUUUCCAUUACGUAUCCAGGCUGAUGAGGUUAGAAAUGUUGAUAUAGAUUUUGAUCGGGAGUUUAUUUCUAGAAUGAUUCCAAAACUGGACUGGAAUGCACUGAAGUUUGCAGCACAAUGU
This is a messenger RNA of Macrobrachium nipponense, 304 nucleotides long. RefSeq names its product multifunctional methyltransferase subunit TRM112-like protein (gene Trmt112). NCBI's taxonomy places the organism in Eukaryota, Metazoa, Arthropoda, Malacostraca, Decapoda, Palaemonidae. Gene Ontology annotation, molecular function: protein heterodimerization activity. The record is from RefSeq and is a predicted model, not a curated record. Gene Ontology annotation, biological process: tRNA methylation; rRNA (guanine-N7)-methylation; peptidyl-glutamine methylation.